AUGCUGAUGGAUCCUGAUGACAGCUUGAGUGGCGUCACGCUGCAGAUUUGCGACGUCUUAAUGAGAUUUGAGGUGCACCUGUCGCUCAGACCUCACUCCCUUCACCUCACUGCUAAUUUACACAUCACGCGUUACAGCACACUACACAGGGAGAGCAUCAGAAGCCGCGGACCUGCGCGCACGACUCAUGCUCCACAGCGGGGGGCCACGAGCACCAGUCCACACCCACUGAAGCAAGCAUCGGACCCAGCCAGGACCAUGCGCCUCUACCAUGGCCCCCAGGUGCCACAAGCUGUUGGUCAUGGGAACCGGAGAGACAGGACACGCCGGGUCUUCCUCCCUCUUCCUCCUCUUCUUCCUCAGGACUCAGACACCGUCGUGGACUCCCAGGAGGACGACGAGGAGUUGACCGUACCCUGGAAAGUGCUCCUGCCCCUGGGUCCACAGCUCCGCUGCAGCCUGCACCAGGAGCUGCUCUUCUGCCACAAGCGAGGUCUGUUGCCGCGGAAGAGGCCAGAGCUCCAGAGUGUCCUGCAGAGACACCGGGAGCAAAGGGAGAGGGUAGAGCGCCCCCUGUCGGACCUGGACCGUCACCUGCAGACAUGCACACUCAGGAGGACCGCAUUGGAGUCAGAAGAUGAGAGAAGAAGGCGACCGAUUGAACCAGAGUAUGUUAAAGUGAAAGGAGCACUGCGCCACAUCUCUGUUUUUCCUCAAUGA
This is a messenger RNA of Knipowitschia caucasica, 720 nucleotides long. The record is from the annotation of a GenBank genome assembly. Lineage: Eukaryota; Metazoa; Chordata; Actinopteri; Gobiiformes; Gobiidae.